ACCUACUCACAUUUAACGUAUCGUCAUUUCACCAUGAAUUAUAUUACUGGUGUCUUUAACCCUUCUAGCUUGGUCACGACCCAAGGUGUUUUUAAUGGCUUGGCUGGAUUCGUAAUGUUAUUUAGGCCCGAUUUGUUCGUUCCUGAACUGGCAUCCUUCGCGUCUGUCGUUGAUAAGCCGGCAACCGUUGUAGCAUACAAGUAUUCUGGAGCCCUCUUGGUGGCACUCGGGCACUAUCAGACUUUUUCAGGAUCUAAGGGCGAUCCGGCUUUCGUUCGGAACACACUACAAAGUCGCGUGGCCCUGCUUGUCCUCUGUGGUGCACUAAAAUAUAUCUACGAUCAAAUGCCUUUUCGUAUUAUCGCUUUCUCCGCCGUUGAUCUUGGGUUGUCACUCUUGUCGUAUCUUACAAUGGAAUCUUCAUCUGGCACCGGAAAACGGACUCGUCAUGAAUGA
Molecule: messenger RNA, 456 nt
Organism: Acaulospora morrowiae
Lineage: Eukaryota; Fungi; Glomeromycota; Glomeromycetes; Diversisporales; Acaulosporaceae
Source: the annotation of a GenBank genome assembly